AUGAUGUUACGGAAGAGCUACAUCAUGCCCAGGGAAUAUGCAACUCUCAGCCAAGUACUCCGACUCGACAUCGAUCCGUCGAGAGUCGCGCCAGAAAAUGUCCGACAGAAAGCAUUGAGCGAAGUCAUUCGAGCUGCUAUCGAUAUGGAUAACCCUCAAGCCUCUGAGAUGAUCCAGACAUUGAAGACCUAUCUCGACUCCUUCGAUAGUCGUGCUGACGACUUCGACAACAUGGAAGAGUACACGGCCUACCGCAUUCCAAAUUGCGGCUACUGGAUCUCGUCGUACUUCAUCCGCUGGGGUCUGGGAAUCACUUUGACCCAAGAAGACUACCGUUCCAUCGACGCAUUCGACAGAGCGAUGGGUAAUGUUCUCGGCUUGACAAACGGUUACUUCAGCUGGAACGUGGAAAAGCACCAGCCGACCGACCGCAUCAGAAAUGCCAUGAGAGUGCUCAUGAAAGAGCACAACAUUGACUCCGAAGCGGCUCAGUCCAUGUUGUUGGGCAUCAUAGUGCAGGAAGAGACCAGUGCAGCACAGCUUAAGCAGAGACGUUUGCAAGCGCCAGUUUCUGAGGCGCUUGGUCAGUACUUUGAGGCGAUCGAGCUUUACGUUGGGGGCAGCUGCUAUUGGCAUGCGACGGCGCCUCGAUAUCAGAUUGUGGAGUAG
This is a messenger RNA of Fulvia fulva, 669 nucleotides long. RefSeq names its product Terpene cyclase ATR13. The record is from RefSeq and is a predicted model, not a curated record. NCBI's taxonomy places the organism in Eukaryota, Fungi, Ascomycota, Dothideomycetes, Mycosphaerellales, Mycosphaerellaceae. The transcript has 3 exons. Bases 1 to 669 code for a protein of 222 amino acids.